AAGCUCACAGUUGGCUGUCAGAAGCGUCAAAGUUUGUUUCGCGCAGCGUCAUGCUAUUUCUGUCCCAUGUGUGUGUCUUCUGAGUGAGUCGCACGCCGACUGUUAAGUUCAAGGACUCGGACCCUGCCAACAGCAACACCAGAGAAUAGAAACAAACACAAGACUGGGCCUGCCUGUCAGCCAACAAAUAUUCCAGCCAAACAAGAACACACACCUCAUUCAUACACACACACACACACACACCUUCAGAGAAACAUUCCCCGCAUCAAAGGAUUAAAAACUGAAACUUCACUGCCAUGAUGCAGCAUUAAAAGCAAGUAGGAACUGAAAGAAAUUUGACAAUGAUGUUGCCGCCGAUGCUGCCUUUGCCGUCCAAACGCCUGCUGCUUGCUCUUGCUUGCACGAUUAUUGCCUGCACCCCACUAACCCAAGGCUGCUACCCACGUUCCAGCUCCAGACCACGUCCCGAGGAGCAAACCACUACCACCAGCUCAACAGUCGCGCCGCUUCCGCCCGAAAAUGUGGCAGAAGGCCCACCCAGGCCGAACAUAACGUUUCCCAUCUUGAACUGUCCGCCCACAUAUGCCGCCUGGUAUUGUCUAAACGAUGCCACCUGCUUCACCGUGGAGAUCCAUAAUGAGAUUCUGUACAACUGCGAAUGCGCGCUUGGCUACAUGGGACCGCGUUGCGAGUACAAGGAAAUCGAUGGCUCGUACCUGCCCACACGAAGUCGCGUGAUGCUGGAGAAGGCGAGCAUUGUAAGUGGUUCCACACUGGCGUUUAUCCUCAUGGCCAUGUUAAUUAUAUGGUGCCUGCGGAAAGAGAGUCGUAAAAAGAAGGAACUACACGAUAGCGGCACCGAUGUCGGCGAUCUUGCCUGUGAGAAUGCCGGCAUGGAUGUGGUCGACGGCAUGACACAGCCGUUUCCGCCACGACGACCAUUUCGACCGGAUCGAAUCCUAACACUGGAGGAGGCCUUCCAGGCACUGAACAAGCACUGAACUUUAACGAACGAGCAAUGUUUUAUUAAAACGAUUAACCGCUUAUUUUAUUACAUAAUUUUAUUUUUAAGUUAUUUUUUAUUUGCCCUAACGACGAAAGCCGCACAGCGUCUUAACAACGUUAACGCCUUUGCCUAUUGUUUGUUAUAAGUGCCUUUUCGAAACAAUUAUAAACUGACGAAACAAUUGUAAACUGACGAGCAGCUCACGAUUGAAAGGAUUUGUAGCUGAUAACUUUUAAUUCAAUUAUUUAUCAAAUUGUCUACUGAUAAUGCAAUGCAAUUUUCUGAACCAGUCGCAUAUACUACAAAUGUAUUUAAACUAAUUAUUUAUUAAUUAUAUUAUUCACCAAA
Scaptodrosophila lebanonensis is the source of this 1354-nucleotide messenger RNA. Its product is annotated as protein spitz. Gene Ontology annotation, molecular function: epidermal growth factor receptor binding; receptor ligand activity. The transcript has 2 exons. NCBI's taxonomy places the organism in Eukaryota, Metazoa, Arthropoda, Insecta, Diptera, Drosophilidae. Gene Ontology annotation, biological process: epidermal growth factor receptor signaling pathway. The record is from RefSeq and is a predicted model, not a curated record. Bases 342 to 1001 code for a protein of 219 amino acids.